Molecule: messenger RNA, 912 nt
Organism: Naegleria lovaniensis
Lineage: Eukaryota; Heterolobosea; Eutetramitea; Acrasida; Naegleriidae
Exons: 4
Coding region: 1-912 (303 amino acids)
Molecular function (GO): protein binding
Source: RefSeq, a predicted model, not a curated record
AUGAAACGCCUUACACCUCACAGCCAUGAAAGCAGAUCGGAGAAGCGAAGAAAAAACACUACCACCAUACCUACAGAAUAUGAUUUAUUUAAGGAAGAGAGCUUGAACUCACUGAUUGCGAGAAGCAAGCGUGAUUGGGAAGCUAGUGAAAUCAUUAAGAGAAAUGGUUAUAAAUUGAUAUUUACUGAUAUAGCAUUUCAUAAACUACGAGCCAGCUCCUACAAAAUUUGGGAUUUGAAAAACUAUGAGCUCAAAUUCGAAAUGAGUGGAAAGGAUGUCUUUGAAGUACGACUGAGUCCUGGAAAUAUUCUUGUGAUCUUAAGGGAAAAGAAUGGAGUUCAGCCAAUUAAAUUGAUUGACUACGCAUCUGGACAGGUUAUCAAAAGUCUCUAUCUUAAAACACAAAACAGAGGAAAGGUAUUAUUUUUGGAGCUGUUUCUAGAUCGCUUAUUCUUUUUCCAAGAGAGGAGAGAUCUCACAAUCAUCGAACCUUUCAAAGAAAAGGUGUUGUCUGUUGUAAAUAACUUUAAGAAGCCCUACUCGUUCAUAUACAUGUACAAACAUUGCAAAUACAUUGGGUUUAGAGGCAACAAAAUUGCUGUUUGGAAUCUGCAAGGAACUGUUGACGUGGAAUUUGAGGACAACAUAUUGGCUGAUGGUGAAGGAAAAUAUUGCACGUUCUAUUUGAGUGAAGAGCAAGAUGUGAUAAUUUCUAGCUGCUUAGUCAACCCAAUGGACAAAGACCAUUGUACAAUCAAUAUAUCAGAAAUCAAAACUGGCAAGCUGUUGAAGAAGAUUGAAUGCCAACUUAGUGACAUCACAGCGCUCAUGUUUUGUGAAAAUAGGCAGGAGUUGUUUGUGGGACAUGGAAAUGGCCAAAUUACGGUUUAUAGCGUUUUGGCAAACAAGUAG